Molecule: messenger RNA, 1756 nt
Organism: Drosophila mojavensis
Lineage: Eukaryota; Metazoa; Arthropoda; Insecta; Diptera; Drosophilidae
Exons: 2
Coding region: 349-1362 (337 amino acids)
Source: RefSeq, a predicted model, not a curated record
UUUUAUUCCUAAAUAAUUCUAGUUUAAUUUAUAUAUCUAUAAAAUACUUUAUUCAACUUGCUUUCCCAUUUUGUUUCGCUGUAAUUCCAUUUGAAGCAAAUGCAUUUGGAUCUGCCCGUAAUUGGGUUUAGUCCUUGCACAUUAUCCUUUGCGCUGCUUAUCAGCGUUUUGCACGCCUGAGCGCGCAAUGAAAUGGAAAAUUCGAUUUUCUGCAAUUGAAAAUGUUCUUAUCAAACACUCAAGCAGUCAGCUAGUCGGCCAGGCAGGCAGUAAAUCAGCCUGGGCAGCCAGCUAGCGCUUCCUGCAGUCUCAUUUGGCCUCUGCUGCUGAAGCGAACAGGACGCGUCCAUGGCGAGCAUUGAGAGCGAGUUGGCGCAGUUUGUGGCGCAGUGCCGGAAGCAGGAAUUCAGCGAGUCGGAAAUGCGCAGCAUAUGCCAGCCAAUCCUCUGGCAUUGGCGACUACUGAAACUGAGAAAGUGGGUGCAGUGGCUCCUGCUGCCCGCAGUGCUGGUCUAUCUGCUGUGGAGCUGCUGCGACAGCUGUGCCUGGACAUUGAGCGCCCUGGGGCGCUUGCUCCUAAUCGAGCUGCUGCCCUAUUGGGACUGGACGCCCUACUACAAUGCCAAGUGCCUGAUCGAACGGGAGUCGGAGCGGAGCACUGACUGGCAGCCGAAGGCGCUGGGCAGACACGAAACUCUCUGGGAGAACUGUGCGCUGUGCGAGCAGCUGGAGAGCAUUCCCGUCGUCUCUAAUGCCAGCUACUCCCUGCUGGAAGCGGAGUAUCUGGAGCGCGGUCUGCCAGUUAUCGUGGGCGACUGCCAGCUCGAGCUGAGCUUGGACCAGUUGCUGCAGCGAUUGCUGGAGAGGGCACCAGAGCUGCUCUCCAGCGAGCCCUGCGACGUCUCCAGCAAUCUGAUGCUGCGACAACUCUUCAAUUUGGAUGCUGCUCUGCAGAAGAUUCCAACCAGCCCCGGCUGGCAUCUGCACUUCCGCAACUGUGAGUCGCGGGCGGUGAAGGCUUCGCGUCUCUAUGCCGACAAGCCCUACUACUACCCCGUGCAUCUGGAGCCCUACUACUCCAGCUGGCUGCUGCUGGCGCAUCGGCAGCAGCGCCCGCAAACGGAGAUCUAUGUGCGUGGCCUGAUCUUCAUACAACAGCUGAGUGGCCACUUCGACUGGCAGCUGCGCCCCAAGCAGCCCUGCCAGGAGUACAAUUGCCCCAAUCUGAGUCUGCGCUUGGCUGCGGGCGAGUGCCUGGUCUACUCCACGGAUCUGUGGCGUCUCAGCUACGGAGUGCAGCAGCAGCCGAAUGGUAGCGACACCUCCAUUGCCACACUGUUCGAGGUGAAUUGGCAGCUGUAGGAGAAGUUAUGGAACAUAAGAAAUCAUAGAUCAUCUAUACAUAUAUGUAUAUGAAAUAACUCAGAUAACUACGAACUGGAAGUGAGUUAUUAAACGUCAAAUAAGAUGUGGUUCCAUAAUAUACAGAUAUAGGAAAUGCAGAAAUAUAAAUCAGUUCUAGAUAGCCAAAAGUUUCCUUUUUCAUUCCACUCCUAUCUAAUAAUACAAGAAAUAAUCCCACAUUUCCCGAAAAUAAAUAAUGGGAUCCCUCAACCUCUAUAUAUAUUAUUCUCCGCUAUUCUCUCCACUAUUCUAUUCUCUAUACUAUUCUCUUUGUGCUAACUCAACGCUGUCAUAAAUAAGAUAUAUAUUAAUUAGUUAAUACUUAUAGAUAUCCCAUUCCAAUAAAAAAGGA